Messenger RNA from Nycticebus coucang (slow loris), 1096 nucleotides. RefSeq names its product ripply transcriptional repressor 1 (gene RIPPLY1). Gene Ontology annotation, cellular component: nucleus. Gene Ontology annotation, biological process: negative regulation of transcription by RNA polymerase II; embryonic pattern specification. NCBI's taxonomy places the organism in Eukaryota, Metazoa, Chordata, Mammalia, Primates, Lorisidae. The transcript has 4 exons. The record is from RefSeq and is a predicted model, not a curated record. The coding region runs from base 1 to 543 and encodes 180 amino acids.
AUGGACUCUGCUGCUCAUGCUGCUGCCGCCCCUGGCCCAGCCCUGGCCCUUGCACAAGCCCCCCUGGCACUCCCUGGCUUGUGUAGCUCAAUGCCCCUCCUUUCCUCUGGACAAGAAGUGAAUGGGAGCGAAAGAGGAGCUUGUCAUUGGAGGCCUUGGCUGUCCUCCACAAAUGACCCUCCAAGGCAGGUGAGGAAGCUGGUGGAUUUGGCCACUGGUGGAGCAAUAGCUGCUGAGGUCACCAAAGCUAACUCCGAGUUCCAUCACCCUGUCAGGCUCUUCUGGCCUAAGUCCCGCUCCUUUGAUUACCUGUACAGUGCUGGGGAGAUUUUACUGCGUAACUUCCCUGUCCAGGCAACCAUCAACCUCUAUGAGGACUCAGACAGUGAAGAGGAGGAGGAGGAAGAGAGGGAGGAGGAAGAGGAAGAGGAGAAAGAAGAGGCAGAUAACAAGGGGUCAGAAGGAUGUGUGAGGGUACCAGGGUCUACUCCAUACAUGGCCACAGCUCAUCCCCCUUCCCUGCCCCUGACCUGUCCAAACUGAAGCAACCAGAGUGUGAUUGAGGUUCAGCAUGCCUGGCAAGUUUCCAUGGGCAUCGAUCAGCCAGGAGUCUCCAGACACAGCUUUCUGCACUGAAACUGGAUCCUCAAGCUGCCCAGCUCACCCUGGCUCCCCUGACUGGCCUGUGAGCCCAGGUCUCUGGCAUCGCACUGUCUGGGCUGCUGUUGUGUUGACAGUGGGAGGGCCCCAGGAGCUGCUAGAGGAAGGAAGACCUGCUUUCUGAUGCCCCCAGGAAGCAGAGCAGGACAGGGAAUGCCCUUGCAGGAGGAAGCAUUCACUCUUCAGGGCCCUUUGACUCCACAGCCUUCCCAGGGGGCCAUGUAGUCCCAUCUCCCCAUGGAAACCCUACCUUCUGAUUUUACCUCCAGAAAUACCAAUACCAGAUGCAACAAAAGCUGGGGUGCCCUUCUGAUAGGUCUUGCAGGAAGGGAAGGGGACAUCUACAGAAUCAGUCUGCUCUGGGGUCCCCCACCUUUUCGCCUACUGCCCACUGAAGUCAGUGUGUUGGCAUAAGAUGAAUCAGAGGAAAAAUAAA